AUGGCAUCUCCAACAAGAGAAAAGACUAGCUUCCAGCAUAGAUUGCGCCAGCGCAUUUCUCGAUUGCGAGACAGAUCUCGAGGUUAUCUGAACGAUGACAGAAAAGACUUGCUCCGCGACAGUCAAGAUGAGACAAGUCUUGCAAACGCAUCGACUUCAGCGUCGCAGCAGCACACAACAUCGACGAGCAGCAUAUUGUGUUUGACUCAAGCGAAUGAUCCUGGGAUAGGAUCGUCAACCAAUAUCACAAACGAUAAAGCCCAGGUUCCAUCCAACGACAGUGGACAAGGCCGCGCUACCGAGUCUUUGCCUUCGAAUGACAACACUGGUCGAGUUUCUGCCCCUUCGGAUCUCUGGAGCGUAGCGUACCGCGAGGCAGUGGAGAGCUUUGGGAAGGAACUUGAUGUUGCCAUUCUCGAGGCGGGGAGUGUCAUGGAGCUAUUCACAAACCUUGAAGAGAUUGAGAAAGGCAUUACCCAGAAAGAUACCUUUGUGAGACGUCUUGGUUAUUUGCAGUCUGUGCAGGGGCCUAUUGAGACAUUCAAACUUGCAUUGGACCUGGCUAGCCCAGCGGCAAACAUUAAUCUAACUGCAUCAACCGUUGUUGGCAUUGUCAAAAACGUGACUGAGAUUAUCAUCAGUCUUGCCGAAGUCAAGACGGAAUUCGCGGCUAAGAUUAAGGACAUGCACGAAAGAAUUUCGUACAUAGAUGAUUGUGACACUCUGGGACAGAAAACAAAUGGACAAAACAUCCACACGGCACUCGUUUCAGUAUACAAGAAAUUAUUGGAAUUCUAUCAAGUUGCGUUCAAAACAUUGACAAAGAAAGGAGUGAAGUUGAUAACCAGCAUGGUUCGAGCGAAUAGUAGUCUUCCUACGAUCGCCGUCGACUUCGUACGGUCUUCCGAGGCUCUGCAGGGCCACGUAAGCAAUGCAACGGCAAAGAUCUUGGAUGAGAUGAGAACCGUGCUCUAUGAUGCUAAAAUUAUCCUGUGGUUAGACAAUAACAAGUUGCUUGCUCAAGAUAUAUACUAUGAAAACUUGAAGGACCUCCGUGCUGACGGAGCCUGUGAAUUCUUACUGGAAAACACCAACUUUCAGAAUUGGUACCAUACUCCCGUAGAUGAGCUUACACGACAAAGUACAUACCAAUUACCAACUCCCAAGAUAUUGAGUUAUUACUGCCGCGACAAUGAGACGGGCGAGACGAUUUACAUACUCUCCACUUUGAUUUUAUCUCUUCUACAGCAUCUACCUGGCCUGAAGAAGCCAUUUUACGAGUGGUACGGCGAAGCUCUUGUGUCUGGAACGAAUCCAGCGGCAAGUACCAGCAAAAUGGGGGCGUUGAUGCAAAAGCUGCUGAAAUCGGUGGACCGUCCAAUUUUCAUCCUUAUCGACGGUCUGGAUGAGUGCGAUAGCAAAUCGCAACGGUCGCUUCUUGAUUUUUUGAAACGUUCGGCGCGAGAUACCCCUGGUCUCAAGAGUAUCCUCUCUUUUCGUCGUGAAAAAAAGAUCCUAGAUCGACUCGACGGAACGCCAAGAAUCGACUUGAGUCGUGACAUUGACCGAGACCGUAUUAUCGUUGAGAAAACGGUUGAAACGCAGUUGGAUGGUUUGUCUGCAGACGUCAAGGCCGAGGUUAUCAAAAAAUUGUCUAAUUCAGCACAAGGGAGCGCCAUAUGGACGAGGAUGGUAGUUGAGCUAAUCAAGGAAAAGGACCUGAGUGCAUUAGGUUUGAUGAAGCACUUUUUGGAAAAUGAACCUCUACCACAGGAUCUCUCCAACACUUACCUCGCAUUGGUUUCACGGCACACCGAUCUUGAAAGUAAACAAUAUCUUUGGAUAGCGCUCAAACUUCUCGCCGCCGCACUCAGACCUUUGAGCAUCCUAGAGCUUGCAUGGGCCGUUGCACUCAAUGCCGCUCCUUACGUUUCCAGCGUGGAAGCCCUGGCUGAAUAUGUAGAUGACAAAAGAGUAAUGAGUUUCAUUGGGUCAUUCAUUAUGCCAUCCGACUUCAAGGACCCUAAGAAGCGUCAAGUUCAACUUGCCCAUCAGUCCGUGAAGGAAUUUAUCAAACAGCACGCCCCUAGUGAAGGCAAAAAUCUCAAAGACAAUCAACAAGACGCCGAGAACCUGGAGACAUUUAUGCUAGAGACUUGCGUCAGGUACCUACUCCUAGAAGAAAUUGGCACCAAAACUCUGUUCUCUGAGGAGCAAGCCGCAAUUGAGGUGCUACCCCAAGGAGAUGAUUUAUUUGGUGACAUCCAUGAUACAGCCGAGUACGAUAAACACUGUACAUGGGAAACAUGGGAAGAGAACAUGAUUCCUUACGACCCCAGUGACCGUGGGUUUGGCGAGUUCUUUGUUUACGCAUCAUGCUACUGGCCAGAGCAUUUCGGCAGGACCGCAAGCGAUUCUUCCCCAAGCCUGGAGAACAUCGAAACUCUGUGCAAAGUAGGCUCGAUUCGACUCUCCAACUGGAUUGAACAGAAACGUCGUCCGGACUGCGCAAUCGAACCCAGAUUUGAGUUUGACAGUGACUUAUACGAUCCUCUCAGCAUCACGUCUCUAUAUGGCUCGGAAGCUAUGCUCCGUCAUAUGUUGAUGACGUCGAACCUGAGCACAAACAAUUUUUUUGGGGAUUCCGUUAUGAGGGCUGUUGACCAGGUUCUUCAGUGGGGGGACGUGUCAAGACUCGGGAUACUGUUCUUGGAUGAUCGAGUUGGUCGUCAACUCCAAAAUCUGGACUUUUUUCGUCUCGUCGUUAGAUAUUGGUCGAAACCUAAAACACCUCACGAAAAUUGGGAUACGGUAUUUGAUCUCGUUGAUCCUGGAUCAAAUGACGGGGUCCAGCAGCAGCCACCGCAGUGGGUCGAUGAACUCCUAGAUAUUGCUGUCGAUGCAGAUUGUGAGCCCUUGAUAAACCGGCUUACGAAAUUUGCGGCAGUGGUGGAACAUCGUCGAGAUCCUUCCCGGGAUCACGCCUUUCAAGCGUUGUAUCUAUUGGUUAUGAAUGACUCUGAGUCUAAGGCUGUCUCGACUGGAGAGUUGGCGACUUCCAAGGCACGAUCAUGGUCGCGAAGUCUCCGAACAUCGUGCGAUUUGUGCAAGCAGAUGAAGAUUAAAUGCCAAAGAAAAAAUGAACAUGAAAAGUGCGCACGAUGUACUGCCCGAAAACUAGACUGUAUGACAACACCGGUGAUUAGGAAGAGGCCAAAAACCACCAAGAACAGAGAUUCAUACUAUCAAGAUAUAGAAGAACGAAUUAAGCAGAUGGAGUCAGCUAUCAUUGCUUCCGGGCUACAGGGGCCGGCGGGGCUACUAGUAGGAGGAAAAGAAGACGAAGGAGAAACGACCUCCUCUGAUAAGAUUGAAAUCCAGGCCAAGCUAUCUAAUCAGCUCACGAACCUGGUCAUCGAUUCUAAUGGGUCCUUUAAUUUCAUUGGAUCGGCCUCUGGCUUUUCACUAUUCUCUCCUCAUGGAGUUCGCUGGAUUUCGCAAAAAGUGGGCGACAAGAACGAGCUAGCUCAGCUUUAUCGUAUACUUUCGAAACAUGAUUACGAGUCUUGGGGUCAUGGCAACGUCGAUCUUUGGGCGCCCAAACCACGGUCAGAGCACUCGCCUCUUCCUACAAAAGAGGUUGCGUUGGAAUAUGUCAAUUGCUACUUCACAACGUUCAACAAUGUCUACCCCGUGAUUAAUCGGAACGUGUUUGACUCCUAUCUUGAACGGCAAUAUUCGUCAAAUCCUCCAACGAGUAGUGCCUGGUACGCAUUAUUCAACUCAGUACUGUGUCUAGGUAGUAUAAGAACCACAGGCGAGCGAGAGAGGCAUGUAAGAAGUAGCCGUCUCAUCGACUAUACGUCCGUUGCGCAUGAGACUGGCGUUGGAUACUUCCGCAACGCAAGCUGCUGUUUCCAUGACUUGUUCUUCAACCAGACUAAUCUGAUGGCUAUGCAAGCGAUAACUCUCAUGAUGUUCAUCACAAUCUCAAGUUCAAAUCCUCAAAUUUCCUACACCUUGACAUCUGCAGGUCGAAACAUAGUAUAUUCCUUGGGCCUUCACCGGAGCCUUGAUGGCGCCGGUCUCUCUCCGGAGGAAUUCGAACAACGUCGAAAUGUCUUCUGGGUGUUCUAUAUGCUAGAGAAAGCCAUAUGCCAUAAUCUUGGCCGACCAUCCGUCAUAAACGAUGAUGAUAUUGCCGUUGAGCUACCACCAAAGAAGCCCGGGUUGUUACGCUCACCUAGCGGGGCGGGUAUUUAUGAUAUUUUCCAGGACUCAAUCACACUAGCUAUUAUUGGAAGUCGCAUAUAUACCGAGUUAUAUUCGGCAAGUUCGCAGACCAAGUCCGAGGAGUAUCGUAUGAAGAUGUUGAGCAAACUGGACAAUCAUCUCCAGCGCUGGCGAGAUGCGAUGCCCAUUGAUAUUCGGCCGGAGCAUCCUAUCAAUUGCUCGGAUGAGCAGUAUGUGUCUGUUGUCAUGAUGCAUUUUACUUAUUUGGACGCUGUAAUAAUGCUACAUCGUAUAUCAGGCCAUCAGCAGGAGUCAUUUUUCACAGAUGGGAAUGCCAUGCAUAUGAAGAGUAAUGCCCGAUCACUAAAUUCCAGAGCCAACGCAAGCCAAUUGCUCUGUCUGGCUGCUGCACGAAGAACGAUUCAACUUCUGAAUACCAUUAGCCACAAUAAUGUGCAAAAUCAACAUUUCAUGUGGUGGGCACUCUACUACCCGCUCAGCGCAAGUCUCGUUCUGUUCACCAAUAUCCUGUCAAAUCCACAAGAUCAGAAUGCCGCUUCUGACAUCCAGUUGUUGAACCUUAUCAGUUCGUUCAUCACUCAAUCUGUCCAACCCGGGACAUCCUUUGCCGACACUCCGACGUUGAACAUGUUUAAGGAGCUUUAUCGUUUAGCCACACGUUUUGUGGCAAGGGCCGCUCCGCGGUCUAGUCAGAAGGUGAAGAGACCAUCUGAAAGUGACGAUUUGGCCGCACAAUCGGAUCGUUUCUCGUCAUCUCGAGGGGAAUUGGUGUUAGACAAGACCGCUUACGCAGACUUGAAUACGCAGACCAUGACGUCGUUUGCUCCAUUCGAACCAACAAAAUCGUCCUCCGACCCGACCAACAUAACCGCGACAUGGCCUUCUCCAGAUAUAGACAACAGCCAAAUGGACCAACCUACACAGAAUAAUAGUACCGCAAGCCUCCACCACUCACAACCGGAAUCAUCCACCAAAAGCUCCCCCUUGGAAUUGGCACCAUUCAUCAUUCCUUCUGAACAACCGAGCCUGAUCGACUUUGAUCCAACGCUAUCAUACGAUACUUUGCCUGAGCCUGCGGACUUUGACUGGGAUAUGCCUAAUUUGUGGAUACCGUCGAAUUUUACGUCUGAUCUGUGGAACUCCGCGGAUUUGAUGGGUUUGUCAUUGCAGGAUGGUGCCGGUGGCAUGGAUCAGGGUUCUAGUUGCUCCGAUCAGAACCAUGACCACUGA
Molecule: messenger RNA, 5484 nt
Organism: Talaromyces marneffei
Lineage: Eukaryota; Fungi; Ascomycota; Eurotiomycetes; Eurotiales; Trichocomaceae
Exons: 14
Coding region: 1-5484 (1827 amino acids)
Biological process (GO): DNA-templated transcription; regulation of DNA-templated transcription
Molecular function (GO): DNA binding; zinc ion binding; DNA-binding transcription factor activity, RNA polymerase II-specific
Source: RefSeq, a predicted model, not a curated record